This is a messenger RNA of Cadophora gregata, 3607 nucleotides long. RefSeq lists its product as uncharacterized. The transcript has 2 exons. Bases 256 to 3345 code for a protein of 1029 amino acids. The record is from RefSeq and is a predicted model, not a curated record. NCBI's taxonomy places the organism in Eukaryota, Fungi, Ascomycota, Leotiomycetes, Helotiales, Ploettnerulaceae.
CCCAAGCUUCUCAAUCUCGACUGUUUGAUUGAUGAUCGUGUGCCUAUUUCGCCUCUCACAUCUACGACACAGCGCAGAUAUUGAGAGCAGAUACUAACACAGCGGCGCGAAGAAUAAUUUUUCAUGUGCAAUUUUUACGAGUCGGGUUUGAGAUUCGAUCCGUUUACUGGGGCUUGAAGAGAAGGUAUCUAGUUUGAGGAGAACUAGGACGCGCCGCGCAGCUGAGAAAUUGGAGCGAUCGAAAAGAGGAGGAAGAUGGAGAUGGAUAUGGAAGGAGGAAAUAAGGAGAACGUAGUGGACAAUUGGUCCAUAUACCGCGAUGCCUUCACACCCACCACGCUCUCCCACACCACCACCCACAAACCGAAACCCAAACCCUGGGAACGCGCCCCCGUCCCGGCUCACGCCCCGCGCCUCGCCGGCCAGAAAAUCUGGAAGAAAGCCUCCUCCCUGCACCCCACCACCGCACUCUCCCUCGCCGCAGCAGCGGACAAGGAGAAUGCCGUGCAGGCUGACCUCGAGCUCGAGAAUGGCGGGAUGGGAGCUAGGAAGCGCAGACGUGGUGUUCCGGGUGUAGGAGGGAAGGCGAAGGAGAAUAUUGCGGAGGCGAGGUGGAUGGUUGUUGAUGCUGAGGGGAUGGAAAGAUCUGUGGAUGGUGGAAUCGGUGCUGUAAAUGCUAGUCCGAGGAAGGUUGGCGGUGCUGCUGGGUUGUGGGAUGAGGACGCGUUUGUGGUGCCGAGGAAGAGGACGAAUGCCAAUCAUUUGAUUACGCCGCGGAAACCGUUGCGCAGUAUUGAGAAUAGUGUUGUUGCGGCGCCUGUGCUGGAUGUUGGUCAGAGUCCUGUGAAGGCAGCGAUGAGCCCGGCGAAAGUCACUAAGGUUCCUCUUAAUGACGGUGAGGGUGCCGGGAAUGCAGAUCAGGAGACUGAGAAGCCGAGAAGGAGGAGGUCUAUGCGGAAGAGUAGGAGGCUUACGAGGAGUGAUUUGGUUGAGCCCAGUACGGAGGAGAGGAGGGGCUCUUUUAUCUUUGGGCAGAAGGGAGGGGAUGAUGCUGUGGAGAGUUUCUCUGGGGUUGUGGCAAAACUACAACAAGCCAGUACACUGUCUGAAGAGACUUCUCCGAAGGCUGAGCAACCGAACGACGCCCAAGAUUCAGCGCCUGUUCAUGAACAAGCUGUUCUCACUGUACCAGUACUUGAAGCAUCCGAGAAUCAGGAGACCGCCUCUCCCGAAAAGGAGGCAGAUGCAGUGGAGACUUCAUUACCAGAAGCUGUCCAGACAGAGGAAGUAGAAGAGACUGUCCAGCACGAGGCUUGUGAGCAGGUGCAAGAACAAGUCUCUUUCCCUCAACUGCUUGAGUUGACCGACGAGUCUGCUUCGAAGACUGAGGAUGUCCCAGAUGGCGUGCAUGAAAGAGUCGAAACGCAAUCCGAACUUGAUACUAUUGUCGAAAUCUCAACCACUCAAGUUGUCGAACUUCAAACCACCGAGGUGCAAGCAGUUCAGGCAGCAGUCGAGUCAAGCGAUCUUCAUAUUACCACCACCAUCGAGUCCUCCGAACUACAAACCAUCUCAGAACAGUCUCCUCAGACCCCACUCAAGGUCAUACAGCUUCAGCCAGCUACGCUCCAGUCAACUGAGACCGAUAUGGCCAUUGUACUCUCACCUACGAAGGCAGUGGGCACUCCAAGAUCAAGAAGAAAAACACCCCAAAGGAGUGCUACGAGGCGAAGUACCCGGACGAGUCGAUCGAGCCGCGCCAGCUCUGUAGCUCGAGAAGAGCCUUCCGCUCAGGUUGCCCCAGUAUUGGAGGCUGUGGUUUCAGAGACAACAGUCACAAUAUCUACUGGUGCUGAGACUCAUUCUGUAGAUUCAGUCUCCCUGCAUUUGGACUCAAGGGCAUUGCAUGAGGCUGAGCAAGAUAAGAACAUUGUGAAUGUGGACGAAGUGGCCGUCUCGCAAGUCCCAUCAGAUGAUCAGCUGAUGGAUAACACUGCCAUGAAUGAGGUACUCCAAUCAACAGAGACUGCAGAGGCUUGUGUGGAAGUACAGCACGAGAAAGAAACGAAUGCUGCAGAGAAAAGUGUCCCAGAAAUUUCUACUUCUGAGGGACUCGAGGGACAGGAAGAAGUUGAACGAGGCACUUCGGAGCAGGAGAUUUGUGAUGAGCAGUUACGAGAGGAGUUCGAGAUCUGGACGCCAAAGCGCAAGCGUGGUCGGCCAGUCAAGUCUCUAUCCCCCACCAGCGAACCGGUACAAGGCGGACAAUUCUCGGACGAGAUCUCAGAAGAGUCAGCAGAGAGCUUCGAGCUUAUUGAGCCUAUGUCAAUCGCCACUUCCGAAGACGUUCCUUGUAGCCCUCCAGAUGAAGCAUCAGAAGACCUUCCUGGAUCAUCCACACCAGACCCAACCACUACAGAGCUCACCAAAGCCAUCUCUGAGAAUGCUCCGCCUGCUGUCUAUGACCAUGAUGAUACGGACAUGCUCAGAAACUUCCUUUCGAAAGUCAAGGCCAAUAAAGCUGCCAAAGCAAAGACAUACGUUCCAAAGAGAAAGCGGUCACUGCCACACUCACCUCUUCAAAUCCCACUUGAGACAGUAGAUGCUACAUCAUCGCCGGGCUCGCCCAAAGCCAAGGAUGAAUUUGAUGUUAGUCUACCUGCUUCACCGACCAAGCGCAGAAAGCGGAAUGAACCUACUCAGGAUGCUCCUCAAGAGGACGAUGCCACCGAGCCGCGAUCUAUCAGGCGGAGCGGCCGGACUCGUCUUCCAGUCAAAGCAGCUCCAGCAGCUCUAGCAGCACCGAGCUUCAUUCCUGUCCGCCGACUUGGUCAAGAUGGAGAUAGCACAGUAACACUCCGCCGCAACGAGGAGAAAGAUCUUGCAGCCCUUACCAAAGUCAACACGCGCAAGAACAAAGGCGGUGCUUCCCACCCUGCUGACUUCCUCGCCAAGAAAGCAAACGAGAAGGACGACCCAGCAACUCGGCAACGCGCACUCAAAGAGGUAUUUGAUGAGAAGAAUUAUAAGCAGAAGCUGAACAAGAAGGGAAACACUGUUGUUUGGGCGGAAGAGCUUGCACAGUUUCAGACUGAGGAGGGCAAGAAGGUCGUUCUGGCCAGCCUUACUGAGAAGGAAGGGGGCAAAGAGAGUAAGAAGGUUACGAUUCCGGAGAAAGAGCCUGAGAGAGAAAAGGAGAAGGCUAUCCUGCCUGGUGACGAGAAGAAAUCUGUUUCUGCUACUUCGACACCAAAAGUCAAGGUUGGUAUGAGAAGUAAGAUGACUCUUGGUAUGGCUGCUAAUGGGACGCCUGCUCCGAAGAGACGGGUGAGAGCUCGCUCUUGAGAAUGGUGGAGGGAGGAUUUCGACUUGUUCUGUUCUAUUCUGUUCAUGACUUGGUGUGGGUGCAUGACUUGGUGUGGGUGCAUGGCGGAGUCUUGCGUGCUUUCUUCAUUGCUCCAUUGGUGUUCAGGAUUGGAAGGUCAUUGUGAUUUGAUUUGAUUCAUUUGAUUCUUUAGCAUUCCCAUGCGCGUGCAGGAAGAAAGACUCGGGGAAGCAUAGUAAAUAUGUUGGUUGCGGUUGCUUGAUUGGAGAAGUAGUGUGAAUA